Spea bombifrons (plains spadefoot toad) is the source of this 1042-nucleotide messenger RNA. RefSeq names its product speedy/RINGO cell cycle regulator family member C (gene SPDYC). Gene Ontology annotation, biological process: positive regulation of cyclin-dependent protein serine/threonine kinase activity. The record is from RefSeq and is a predicted model, not a curated record. Lineage: Eukaryota; Metazoa; Chordata; Amphibia; Anura; Pelobatidae. Gene Ontology annotation, molecular function: protein kinase binding. Bases 7 to 810 code for a protein of 267 amino acids. The transcript has 6 exons.
UGCAUCAUGAGGCAUGUGCAGAGUGCUCCCCGGGCCAUUUCAACUUCUGGAAGCGGGCUGAAGCAAAGCAUUGCCAAGGGACACCAGCACACCUGGGCUGUUGGAGCGCGCAGUAUGCGAAUCCCUGAGAGAGAGGUUUCUGCAGCCAGAACGAAAGUGGCACGUACACCCCACCUGAACCUGCAGCCCCAGGAACGCCAGGCAUUUUACAGACUCCUUGAAAACGAUAUGAUUCAGGAGUUUCUUUCAAUGGACUGCUGUCUACGCAUUUCGGACAAGUACCUUAUUGCCAUGGUACUUGCAUAUUUUAAAAGGGCUGGCUUUCAUACCAGUGAAUUCACAACAAUGAACUUCUUUGUUGCCCUAUACCUGGCAAAUGAUAUGGAAGAAGAUGAAGAAGACUACAAAUAUGAGAUAUUUCCUUGGGCACUGGGAGCUUCUUGGCGGGACCUGUUCCCCCAGUUCUUGCAUCUUAGGGACAGCUUUUGGGCAAAAAUGAACUACAGAGCAGUUGUAAGCAGGAGGUGUUGUGAUGAGGUGAUGUCUAAAGACCCCUCUCACUGGGUAUGGCAACGGGAACGACCAAUUCACCACAGUGGAGCAUUGCGUGGUUAUCUAAGAAAUGAGGAGGACCUGUUUCCACGGGGUCCUGGUUUUACUCCGCCUAGUUGCAUUCUUUGCAGGAGAGCCAGCCUUUGUGAUUCAGACACAGAACUGCUAGUGGAUCCACAAACCUAUGAUAUUCACAUACUACAGGAGCCCCUGGUUGGACUGGAACCAGGAGGGACAGACUUGGAUUGGCACCUGUAACAUACCUGUCUGAUGCUUGGGUCUGCUUUCACCAAAUAUGCACUUAUCACUGUGUUCUCUGCCAAUUUCUAGUUUCCCUUCAUUACCCCAGAUAGGCAUGUGACUGGUGGAAAAAAAAAACUUGUAUAAAGAAAUGUUAAAUUGAAAGUGUUUUGCAUGUCCUUUUGAUUGUUUUUUGUAAAUACAGCAUAUGUAAAUGUACACUCUGGUCUGGUAACUAAUAAAGGUCAGC